Messenger RNA from Peronospora matthiolae, 123 nucleotides. The record is from the annotation of a GenBank genome assembly. NCBI's taxonomy places the organism in Eukaryota, Oomycota, Peronosporomycetes, Peronosporales, Peronosporaceae.
AUGGUGGAAGAAGAGCCGCGCGUGAGUGACUUGCAGUUCGUUGGGCUGUCGACGUACCACGCUUUUGCUCGAAGCCGUGGUCGAGCCGCUUUGGACUUCUCACAUGCUGGCGGCAAGCAGUGA